UUCGAGCCAAAACCCUAGCCCGCCGCCUCCAGCCUCCACCCCCUCCCAGACCCUCCCCCACCUGCCGUCACCACCGGAGCACCAGCCAUGCCGCCCAAGCUAGACCCGUCGCAGGUGGUUGAGGUCUUCGUCCGCGUGACCGGUGGAGAGGUCGGCGCGGCGUCGUCGCUGGCCCCCAAGAUCGGCCCGCUCGGUCUCUCCCCGAAGAAGAUCGGUGAGGACAUCGCCAAGGAGACGGCCAAGGACUGGAAGGGCCUCCGCGUCACCGUCAAGCUCACCGUACAGAACCGUCAGGCCAAGGUCUCCGUCGUGCCCUCCGCCGCGGCGCUCGUCAUCAAGGCGCUCAAGGAGCCCGAGAGGGACAGAAAGAAGGUGAAGAACAUCAAGCACAGCGGCAACAUCAGCCUCGACGACGUCAUCGAGAUCGCCAAGACCAUGAAGCCCAGGUCCAUGGCCAAGGACAUGUCCGGGACCGUCAAGGAGAUCCUCGGGACCUGCGUCAGCGUCGGGUGCACCGUCGACGGCAAGGACCCCAAGGAUCUGCAGCAGGAGAUAGACGACGGCGAGGUCGAGAUCCCCUCAGCGUAAAGCCUAGACAUCUAAGGAAAUUAUCAUCACAUGCUACUGAAGUGGUGUUUUGUUCCAAAUGUUGUUUAUGUACUUCCCCAGACUCCGAUUCCACCUAUUUUUUUCUUGCUUUAGUAGUUAUCUUGUGAGACCUCAAUGUCAAAUUCCUCAUCUAGGUUCCAUUUGGAGUUUGGAAUGGAGUUCUAAGUACUUGCGCAACUUAAUCUAUAUCUUCUGUCUGGUUGAAGCAUCGUACUCCGUUUUGUUCCCUGAAUACAUUUGGUUUGGCUGCCUAAGCCUUUGUGGUCA
Messenger RNA from Phragmites australis (common reed), 876 nucleotides. Its product is annotated as large ribosomal subunit protein uL11z. The transcript is spliced from 2 exons. Gene Ontology annotation, biological process: translation. The coding region runs from base 88 to 588 and encodes 166 amino acids. The record is from RefSeq and is a predicted model, not a curated record. NCBI's taxonomy places the organism in Eukaryota, Viridiplantae, Streptophyta, Magnoliopsida, Poales, Poaceae. Gene Ontology annotation, cellular component: ribosome; cytosolic large ribosomal subunit. Gene Ontology annotation, molecular function: large ribosomal subunit rRNA binding; structural constituent of ribosome.